AUGCUUGCAACCGAGACGGCCCUCUAUGCCUUGGGGGUGAUGAUGUUUCUCACGUUUCCAGCGCCGUAUCUUCUCGCCUCUCUCUACACGCUCUGCACCGGCAUGGACGCCAUCUCGCGCGUCUCGUGGUCCAAGCGCAUUGCACCAACGCGCUCGCAACGCUCCACGCGUCGAUGGCCCACCACUUGGCUCGCAGCCGGUCAAGCUCCAGCUACUUUUUUUACUCUGCGCGACCUGUGGGUCGUUGUGCGCGACUCGAUGACCAAAGUUCAGUCGGCAGACCAGACGGCACGCAACGACAUGACGAAGACCGAGACCACCUAA
Molecule: messenger RNA, 324 nt
Organism: Saprolegnia parasitica CBS 223.65
Lineage: Eukaryota; Oomycota; Saprolegniomycetes; Saprolegniales; Saprolegniaceae
Exons: 2
Coding region: 1-324 (107 amino acids)
Source: RefSeq, a predicted model, not a curated record